CGCUUGUCUGUGGCGUGGCUUCUUGUCUCAGUAUAAGGGGAGUAAAUAAGGAUCUGCUGAGACAUCUCACUUAAUACCAUCACAGACCUCAGCUGCCAACCAAAUCACGACAAACCUCCAGGUGGUGUAAUUAUCUGUUCUGUCGGUGUGUUGGCGACAUUGAGUUUUGAGCGUGUAAAGUGCUUGUGAGCAGGUGGUGUGUUUGUGUUCAGCACCGCAUCAUCUGUCGUCACCACUGAACAACUGGGAAUCUCCGAACUCGCUGAACACUGAGCGAAUGAGUGUCGGAACCUUGUGGACGCGCUUUCCUGUAACACACAAUCGUCAUGUAAUGUGACCUGGCUUCUGAUGAAGGGACGUGUCCCAUAGUGAGACACAAACGCAUGUUUCCGCCGCUGUUUAUUCGCCUCUGUGCGGAUUGGGCCGCGGCGCGUGCAUAAAACGAUCUCAGCCAAUCAGAGCUCUUGCGCUUCUUCGUAUUGCCCUUUAACCCCAUGUGGCCAAGCACGAAACUAACAAAUAUGGAGGUGGAUUUCGGCGACAGUGAGCUGUUCGAGCAGUUCGAAGCAGACGCUCCUCUCGCGAAACACAUCAGGUUUAGUGAUGAUGAAGAAGAAGCUCCGGAUCUCCGGGAGAGGAUAGAGGUCUGUGAGGAGACUAUAGCUCGACUGAAGACGGAGAAUGAUGAACUGAAGAGAAAGUUACGUUUUUUAAGUCGUCCUGCAGGUAUCAGCCUUGUCAAUUCAAAAGUCGAUGGUCCUUUAUGUCAGAUUCUCUUCGGAAACAACACUAUCUCAAAACAGAGCCGUCAAGACAUUGAAGACUACAUUGUCAGUCUGAUUCAUCAACACCAGUUUCAGCAGAAUAAUGGCCAACAAGCGUCUGCAUUGCACCCUCAGCCACAGAACUCGAGUUUUGUUAUGGAUGAAAACCAGGGAACAAAUGCUGAAGCUUCAACUGGAAAACACAUUCGAGAUGCUUUCUGUGUGGUGGGAAGUGUGUUGUAUUUCACCUCCUUCUGUCUGGAUAAACUCGGUCAGCCGCUUCUCAAUGAAAAUCCCCAGCUGACCGAUGGCUGGGACGUGCCCAAGUAUCAGCAAGUGUUUGGCCAGGUAAUUGCUCUGGAGGGACAGGAAGUGCAGAUCAAAGAGAAGAGGACUAAACCAUGCUGCUUUAACUGUGGCGCUGAAGACCACCAACUGCGCGAUUGUCCAAAGCCCAGAGACAUGGCACGAAUCAACGAGAAGCGAAAAGAGUUUGCACAAGUCAACCAGGGCAACGUUCUGAAUAACCAGCGGUACCAUGCGGAUGAGGUGGAGGAGCGCUUCUCUAAGUACAAGCCGGGAGUAGUGAGUAAGGAGCUCCUGGAUGCCCUUGGCAUUGUUGCUAACACACUCCCUCCCUUUAUUUACCGCAUGAGAGAGCUGGGCUACCCACCCGGCUGGUUAAAGGAAGCUGAGCUGGAAAACUCAGGCCUGAUGCUGUAUGAUGGUAAAACUUCGGGAGAGGAAGACUCAAACAGCUCUAACCAAAAUGUAUGCUAUGAUGUCUCAAAGCUAGUGGAUUUCCCUGGUUUUAAUGUGUCUGCGCCCCCCAAUGUUAGAGAUGAUUACAGGUCAUUUGGUUCCAUCCCAAUGCAGCCUCAACACUGGAAGCCAACGUUUGCUGCUCACUUGUCCAAUAUGUAUCCAGCGGUAAACACAAUUCCUUUCUGUUUCCAGACGAUUGUAUAUUUGUACGUGUGUAAAUAUUGGCCACCUGUCUGUCAACAGCCUGAUUCCAAAUGUGUGAAAAGGAGCCAUGAGAAUGAAUUAACACCACAGCAGGCCAAGAAGCGGCGGGCGAAUUCAGACUUCUGCGGAAGCUCAGAUAUGGACACAGACUCUGAUUAUGACACUCCUAGACGAGACAGAUUUGAUGAUUUCCAGUUUCAGCCUCCACUACCUCCUGGCUCUCCACUCAUUAGCACACCUCCACCCUUACCCCUGGGAACACCUCCAGUCACCCCCACACCACCACCUCUUCCUAAAGGCACGCCUCCGCCAACACCGCCUACAAACGCCGGGUCUCCGGUUCUGUCAGGUAGAAGUGGAGCUGGGUGUGAGGAGUCUGAGGACGGGCUGACGUUAGAGGAGCUCGAGGAGCAGCAGCGGCUGCUGUGGGCGGCACUUGAGAACGCAGAUAACGGCAACAGUGACUCGGACACCGGGGUAACCGGCACACCUGCCAUCGCCUCGCCCCGGGAGUCUCCAAUAGUUGAGCCUGAUGCUGAGUCAGAGGAGGGAGUGGAAGAAUCCCGGUCGAAGGCUGAGGAGAUCUCUGACCAUGACCUUGAACUUUUAAGCAUGCCUGCUUCACCUGUCGAAGUCCCAGUAAGCAGUGCUGACGAAGACAAAAGCAGCAACAGUCAGGUCAAUGACUCUCUUACUGAAGACACAGGCGCAGAGUCUUAUGAUGAGCUAAUAGUUCUGGAUGAGUUUACUCAAAGUAAUGAUUCUGACCCUGAAAAGAACAGAGUAAGUAACAUUUCUGAAGAAAAGUGCACGCCCACAUCAGAUGCACAAGCAGCUGAAGAGAAUGAAGAACCUGAUUUAAAGAAAGUAACAAGCGUUCCACACCGAAGCAAGUUUGCAGAAGGUAUAAUCCCAUUUGAAGACACCCCUGAGUUCACAGAAGUUGCUGAGGCAACAGGGGUUUACCUAAGGAUUCGAGACUUGCUCAAAGAAUCCCCUCGAAAUCAGGCAAAAAACAAGAACUUAAAUUCUUGACUUCUAGGUUCUUUAAAUGUAUGAAUAGGGAAUAAUGUAUGUGAAUUGAACACAUUGGGGGUUUUUUAUGGGAUGAUUAUGAACUACAUCUGUGGAGUUGGAUGUCCAUCUUUAUUUUGCAAUUUUUAUACAAAAAAAAACAAACCAUUUAUUUUCCAAAAAAGGUUAGUUAUUUUGCUUGUGCUUUUUAUUAAUUUCACAAAUGACUGCUGUUGUAAGCUAUGGUUUGGACUAGUAUUUUACGUAUGUACAGUUUUAUAAACCACUCCUUUUUGUUCUUAUAAGUUGCUAAGAUGCCAGUGGUACACCCAGUUUUUUCCCCUGCCAUGUGAGAGGAAUUUUUCAAAUUGGCCAUCAUUAAUGAUAUACAUUUUCAGUGUAUUAUUUUUAACACUAAAUUAUCUUUAAGGCUACAUUUUUACAAAGUCUACCCUGAACUGCUUUUAUUAUGGCCAAAAUCCAGCUAUUUAAGGGCUCAUAAAAAAUAAAAGCCUUUGUUUUCACUUUUAUAGUUA
Molecule: messenger RNA, 3283 nt
Organism: Tachysurus fulvidraco (yellow catfish)
Lineage: Eukaryota; Metazoa; Chordata; Actinopteri; Siluriformes; Bagridae
Gene: zcchc8
Product: zinc finger, CCHC domain containing 8
Exons: 13
Coding region: 495-2768 (757 amino acids)
Cellular component (GO): catalytic step 2 spliceosome
Molecular function (GO): RNA binding; zinc ion binding
Source: RefSeq, a predicted model, not a curated record